GGAGAAGAAAUUUGGGUACGAAACUGUGAGCUCGUUCGUUAUAAGGCGCGUCUACGGAAGUACUGAGUAGUGACUGGUGUUCUCUCGCGCUUUGGAGUAUGGUGUUCGCACGUGUAGUAGCGUCGUACCCACAAUCGCUAAUACUUAAGUUUGUGCACGAUUUUGAUAUAUUAUACUUUUUUAACUGUUUCUUUCACGUUGUAUUGUUGCGUUGUUUCAAUAUUUUCAAAUCGACAUUUAUAUUAUGGACAAUCAAAACGAACCGAUACCCAUUAAAAGGAAUCGCAGAGGAAAAAUUGUUCAUUUAGACCAAAAAAAAAAAAUUAUUUAUUUAUACAUUGAUCUCAAGAAAAAAGAACCUGAUAUUAAGUAUUUAGAUUUAGUAGAUAAAUUGUCAGAAGAAAGUGGUAUCGGAAUUGGAACAGUUAGAAAAACAUUGAGUGAGUAUAAGUCUUCUGGCACAGUAUCUUCACCAAUAAAUAAGAAAAGACGAUUAUCAAUCAUCGAAAAAGUGUUAAAGCACGUUUUGCUUCUAAGAAAUUAUUUCCAAUGUGCUCACUUUAUUCUCAUGAGUUCAGAAAAAUGUAAAAAUACAAGUUCUGUAAUCAUUCUUAAACUAUUUAAAAUAAAAUUCGAUUCUUGGAUGCAAAGAUAA
Messenger RNA from Melanaphis sacchari, 655 nucleotides. RefSeq lists its product as uncharacterized. The record is from RefSeq and is a predicted model, not a curated record. The coding region runs from base 245 to 655 and encodes 136 amino acids. Lineage: Eukaryota; Metazoa; Arthropoda; Insecta; Hemiptera; Aphididae. The transcript is spliced from 3 exons.